AGAAAAGAUAGAGCAUUUUGCUAUUUGCCCAAUUAUGUUUUUUUUUCUUGUCAUACAGCUUAAUUUCCCAUAAAACAAAGAGCCCUAAAACAAAUUGUUAUGCUGAUAGAAUAAAAUAUUAUCUGUUUAUCCUUGUAGUUGGAGGUCUUCCACUCCCACGACAUGCCGACUUGUUAAUCCCAGGCUGUCACUUAGCGAGCCUUGCGCUUUUGUCCGUCCAUUCAUUUUCUUCUUUUACAACAUACAACAAUACAAACACAUACACCACAUACGUGCGGUCUACGCGUGUAUGUAUACGUUCAGUAUUUUGGAUAUAGAUAGAUAUGCAUGAUGCAAAUAAAUUAAGCUGACAUGGAAUGGGCCAGAUAACAAAAUAAGGAUUUGGUCUAAUCAAUUAAAAAUCAAAUAAACAAAAAUAAACAAAAAAAGUAUGUUUUCACAACGUGUUUUCCAUAUAUUUAUUUGUUUAAAAUCUUAAAUUUUUCUGUUACGAAAAAAAUCUUAACUUUUUUACAAACAUGUUGUUCUUAAAUCUUACUACACUUUCUUCUUCUUCAACGUGUAUCACAACCCCAACAUACAGUUUUAUAGAUAGUUAUUUUGUCUCAGUUAUAUUAUUAUUAUUUCUUCUGUUUUAUGAUUCUAGUUUUUUUUUCAUGAUAUCAAAUAAUUCUUUUAUGAUGUGAAAUAUUGUUCGCUCCCUUCUUUUAAUUUGUCUUUUUGACCAAAAAAAAACUUUUAAUUUGUUUCAAGAUACUUAUUUCCAAGGCCGACCCUAAUGAUGCACAAUGCAUGAUGCAUUAUUUAAUUCACAGUAGUAUUUAUAGUUCACCGUAGACGAAUCUAGUAAUCUAUAUAUAGAUUAUCUAGUUUAGAAAUCUACAACUACAACACAUGGUUUAGUUAAUUUCAUUUUCUCAAAAUUAAGUCUGAAUUCCGCGUAUAUAUUCCUAAUUAAAAGCAGUAAUCUUUUUCUAGUUUAGAAAAUACUAAAUUUUUGGCAAUAACAAAAGCGUUUCAUUAUUAAAUUCAAUUAUACUAAUAGUCUACUACUAAUUAAAUGUAAUAUAUACGAGUAUAAUAAAUUACUAGAUUUUGACCCGCGCUUGGAAAGCGCGGAUUUGUUUUCAAAAUUAAAUAUAUUUUUUAAAUGAAUUUUUAUAUAAGAUAAGUUAAAGGUUAGAGCAUAUUUUUCGGAAUCGCGAACUGAACAGUAUCAAACUGAAGUCAUACUUCUCUGUAAGACAACUAAGUACCACCAACCAUUAGUUAGUCGUGGGUAUUGGUUAGUCUCGGUUGCUACCCUAAAACCAUUUCCAAUAAUUGGUUUCGAUGUUUCCUUUAAAAUUGAACUAUUUUCAAAAUUUUCUAAAGGAAAAAGGAAGUAAUAUUUUUUCUAAGAGAAAUUUCAGAGAUAGCCUUUUUAUUUUAUUUUUUCAGUAAAAGAACCAAUAAGAAAAAAAAAUGACCAAAAGAAGUUUUUGCAUUCUUUGAUUCUUCCUAAAUGGAAUCAAAAAAAUUUGAAAACAAUAUUUUCAUGCUCAAUGUUAACCUUUGGAAGUGAAUUUUCUCUACUAACUUCAAAUGGUAUUUCAAGAUCACGAAUAUCCUUAAUUUUCAUAUUAUGUAUAAUUAUACAAAUAUCAAUUAUACUAUGUAUCACAUAUAUAUUUUUCUAAAAACAAACUAACUAUUUCCCAAUUGAAAAUCGUGACUAGAAAGCUUCAAAAGCAUGUUUCAUACCAAAGUUUAGCAAAAAAAGGCAUGUUUCAUAUCUAUAUGGCAUACUUUUAAUAUAUUUAAUAUAUGCUUUGUAUUUUUAUUAUUUUAAAUUAAUUAGAUGAAAGUAAUAAUAUUAAAAUUUAAAAUUAGUUAGAUAAUUUUAACACAGGUCAUUUAUUUAAGAAAAAUUAAAAUUAAAGACCAGUUUAUCAUUAAAAUUAUUUUUCUGCGGAAGUAUUUUUUUCAAAUUUGAAAUAAUAAACAAAAUACCAUUAGCCCACUUGAACAAAAUUUCUUUAAAAUGAAACAAAAAUGAAAAAUGAGACGAUAUCAAAGAUCUAAAUAUUUAUAAUAUACAUUAAUGCCUUAAUGGUAAAAGAAAAAAAAACAUUUCGUUGUUAACUAACUAUAUACAAAUGUUUUUGUAUUUUGAAAUUUGUUUUUAAUAUUAAUAUAUAUUACACUUAUCGGGGAAAACAACUCUAUACAAAUUUGAUGUGAGUUGUGUUUGUUAUUUAUGGUAAAGCUAGGAGUCAUCACAAGUUUAAACAUCUCUUAUAACCCUCACAUCUUAAUUUAAUAAUCUAUUUUUCAAAAAUAUCCAUAUUCUGAUCACACAACGGAUCAUACAUAGCUGUUUAAGAGAAAAAUAACUAUAUUGAAUAGUAAAUUCAUAAUCAUAUAUUUGAUUGUGUAAAGAAUCAAAUUUUUGUCGGCAAAUGAUAACUUAUGCCAAUACCAUCUCAUUACAACCAGACCACAACUCAUAGGUAAACAUUUUUUCUCAUCCAUAUAAAAUCAUAUAACUCUCGACCUCUGCUUCCCAUUAAACUCAAAACUUCAAACGCAAUGGCAACCAUUCAUCUAACUUUAGCUCGUCUCCUCAUCCUCGCCGCUGUCUUCCUCUCCACGGAGAUAACUGCUCAGCCCGCCGCUCCAGCUCCUGGUCCUGCCGCUCCGACCAACAUCACGGCGAUCCUUGAAAAAGGCGGUCAAUUCGCUACUUUUAUCCAUCUUUUAAACACAACACGAGUCGGAGACCAAAUCAACAUCCAAGUCAACAGCUCAUCAGAAGGCAUGACCGUGUUUGCACCAACAGACAACGCUUUCCAAAACCUUAAACCAGGAACCCUAAACAAACUAAGCUACGACGACCAAGUGAAACUCAUCCUUUACCAUGUUAGUCCCAAGUUCUACACAUUGGAUGAUCUUCUCUCCGUAAGUAACCCUGUAAGGACUCAAGCUUCAGGACGAGACGGCGCGGUUUAUGGACUUAAUUUCACCAGUCAAGGGAACCAAGUCAACGUAUCAACCGGUUUCGUUGAAACACGUGUCAGUAAUGCAUUAAGAAAAGAACGUCCUCUUGCGGUUUACGUGGUGGACAUGGUAUUGUUGCCGGAAGAGAUGUUUGGAGAAAACAAGGUCUCGCCAGCGGCACCUGGUCCAAAAUCAAAUUCUCCUGAUGUCUCCGAUGACCAAGAGAAAGCAGGGGCUCCAUCGGAUAAGUCUGGCUCCGGUGAGAUGAAGGCUGGAUUAGGGUUGGCUCUUGGACUUGUUUUCUUAUGUUUGAAACUCGUCGUUUGAUUUGGGUUUCUAUAUGUUCUUUUUCUUAAUUUGUUUUUAUAUAUUUUAUUUUAUUGUGGAUUGUUAUAAAAGAAAUUUUGUUGGAUAUGAUGCAUGGAUUGAAAACUGAAAUAAGAGGUUAUAUUUCAAAUUGUGCGUAUAUGAUUAUAGAACUUUUGCUGUUAAUUUGAUCUUAAAAUCGAAAGAAAAUCGUUCCAAUUAAAUUAAUUUGAAAACAGAGUAAAACAAAACGAGAAGAAUCUCACAGUUCAUAACAAACGACUCCUGAACAUUAUUAUGUUUAGAACUUUAAGUGUCACCAAUAAAAGAAUAAUAAGAACGAAAAGAAAAAAAGAAAAAAAGAAAAAAA
Messenger RNA from Brassica rapa (field mustard), 3655 nucleotides. Its product is annotated as fasciclin-like arabinogalactan protein 13. The record is from RefSeq and is a predicted model, not a curated record. Gene Ontology annotation, biological process: plant-type secondary cell wall biogenesis. Lineage: Eukaryota; Viridiplantae; Streptophyta; Magnoliopsida; Brassicales; Brassicaceae. Gene Ontology annotation, cellular component: plasma membrane.